Molecule: messenger RNA, 522 nt
Organism: Peronospora farinosa
Lineage: Eukaryota; Oomycota; Peronosporomycetes; Peronosporales; Peronosporaceae
Source: the annotation of a GenBank genome assembly
AUGCCUCAACGUGAUAAUCUAGUGCUUCUUGCUGCUGGUGCCGUCGCUGCAGUCUGCGUCAUGCCAACCACAACAGGCAUCCAGCUCGGCAGCAAUACAAACAUAUUGUGGGAAAACAAUUGCAACUUCACCGGGAAGGAUUGCCGAUCGAUGAAAGCCAUACCACAGGUAUGCGGCGACGUCUGUGCUUACGACUCGACAUGCACGGACUGGAUCUGGAACAACUACAACGACGGCACUUGCUGGAACAAGCCCAUACCCAAGUUUCAGCAGGAGCCCACGUCUCAUCAGGAGCCCAAGUUUCAGCAGGAGCCCAAGCUUCAGCAGGAGUCCACGUCUCAUCAGGAGCCCAAGUUCCAGCAAAAGCUCCAGUCCAAGCAGGAGCCCAAGUUCCAGCAGGAGCCCAAGUUCCAAGUGGAAUCCCCAGUCCAAGCGGAAGGCCAAGUCCAAGUGGAAGCUCCAGUCCAAGCAGGAGUUCCAGUCCAAAUGGAAGCCCUAGUCAAAGCAGGAGUCCCAGUCUAA